Molecule: messenger RNA, 3737 nt
Organism: Gymnogyps californianus (California condor)
Lineage: Eukaryota; Metazoa; Chordata; Aves; Accipitriformes; Cathartidae
Gene: ARFGAP1
Product: ADP ribosylation factor GTPase activating protein 1
Exons: 14
Coding region: 186-1454 (422 amino acids)
Biological process (GO): regulation of ARF protein signal transduction; regulation of endocytosis
Cellular component (GO): Golgi membrane
Molecular function (GO): GTPase activator activity
Source: RefSeq, a predicted model, not a curated record
GGCGCCGGCAGGGAUCGGGACCGGCGGUGCCGCCGCGUCAGGACCGGUGAAAGGAGAGGCCGGUGUGCUCGCCGGGAACCCGGCCAUGUUCUGAGGGAGGCCUCCAGGACUCAGCUUGGAUCCAGGUAUCGCAGGUGUGCGUGAAGAAAUUGCCCUCCUCGCGUCCCCUGUGAAGCUCUUGAAUCAUGGCAAGUCCAAGAACAAGGAAAGUUCUCAAGGAAGUCAGAGCACAAGAUGAGAACAAUGUCUGUUUUGAAUGUGGUGCGUUUAACCCCCAGUGGGUGAGUGUGACCUAUGGAAUUUGGAUCUGCCUUGAGUGCUCAGGAAAACACCGAGGCUUGGGAGUUCACCUCAGUUUUGUACGUUCUGUAACCAUGGACAAAUGGAAGGACAUUGAGCUGGAGAAAAUGAAGGCUGGAGGUAAUAGCAAAUUUCGAGAGUUCUUGGAGUCUCAAGGUGACUAUGAUCCCUGCUGGUCAAUGCAAGAGAAGUACAACAGCAAAGCUGCAGCUCUUUUUAGAGAUCAGGUAGCUACAGUAGCUGAAGGCAAGGAGUGGUCCAUUGAAACUUCUCCUGCCAGGAACUGGACCCCACCUCAGCCUAAAAUGUCUCUCUCUUCCACUCAUCGUAGUUCUGCUGGACAGUCUCAGACUGCAACUGCCUCUUCUGACAAGGCUUUUGAAGACUGGUUAAAUGAUGAUGUCAGCUCCUACCAAGGUGGCCAAGAGAAUCGCUAUGUGGGGUUUGGAAACACAGUAAACCCUCCGAAAAAAGAGGAUGACUUCCUGAAUAAUGCUAUGUCUUCAUUGUACUCGGGAUGGAGCAGUUUUACGACUGGAGCAAGCAAAAUUGCCUCAGCUGCUAAAGAGGGUGCUACCAGAUUUGGAUCUCAAGCAAGUCAAAAGGCAUCAGAGUUAGGUCAGACAUUAAAUGAAAAUGUUCUCAAACCUGCACAGGAAAAGGUGAAAGAGGGGAAAAUAUUUGAGGAGGUCACCGUGGGGGUAUCACAGUUGGCCAGCAAGGUUCAGGGAGUUGGAAGUAAGGGAUGGCGAGACGUCACCACUUUUUUUUCUGGCAAACCAGAUGAUAAUUCUGAAAGACCAGCUGAGGGAGACAGCUACCAGAACAGUGGAGGGGAGGGCUACCAGAACAAUGCUGUAGAUCAAAGCUUCUGGGAGACCUUUGGCAACUCAGAUCCACCAAAAGCUCAUAAAUCUCCAAGCAGUGAGAGCUGGACCUAUGUGGACAAUUCCACAGAGAAGAAGAGCUCCGAUAGCUGGGACGUGUGGGGCUCAGGAACAGUCUCCAACAACAAGAACAGUAACAGCGACAGUUGGGAAAAUUGGGAGACCAACUGGGAAAACACAGGAGGGGAGAGCAAGACCAAAAAACCUCCUAAGGCAACAAAAAAGGCAUCUUCAGCUGAUGAUGGGUGGGAUAACCAGAACUGGUAGAACUCUGUUAACCCUGUUUUGCACAGCUAGGAAAGGGAGGCUAUGCUGGCUGAUUGAGGGGAGAAAGUUUUAUGCGCAACUGGAGUAUCUUGGUUGACCUUACUGAUCUGUUACUUUUGUGCUUCCCAUUCAUUCUCCUUUCUUCUAUCCCAGUUUAGGAAAAAAAAAAAAGUGGCAUCUGAAUCUUUUAUUACAUAAAGGUGGCUCUCCCUUUUUUAAGCAUAGUGAUCAAUAUAUUCUCCUUGCACUAUUGAAGCUGGGUACAGUGACUUUCCUAACACGGAUGUUCAAAGUAAAAAAAAUUGAUGCAAGCACACUCAUGGCACAACCUUGCAUGUGUAGGUUAAUAGGUAUUCAUCCAGUCCUCAUAUAAUUUGAGAUGACCUGAGGUGUUUAGUGCAAACAAAGGACAGGGUGUGUCUUGAAAAGAUAGCCGUUAAAUAAGCAAACUUCAGUUGAAUAGAUAUAGUUCAAAUGCCUUACGGAUUGCUCUGACCAUAUUAAGUCUGGCAAUUCAAUAUGGUCUUUAAGAUACUUUUUAUUGGAGCUGUUUUUCAACUUUGAGAUUUUUUUUUUUUAGUCUUCUAAAACUUAUUUUCUCCCCUUAGAAUUAAUAAGGAAUCUAGAGCUAGAUAAUUAUUUGUGUAAACUCAUAGUUUUGACCUGAGCUCUCAAGGGAUAUCCAGAGUGGCUCUACUUGCCCUGCUUGCUCAAUGGAUUAAGAGUUUGCACAGUGCAGCUCUCCUACACAGAAAAAAUGCAAAGCUGUGGUGUUCUCCUUCCUUACCUAUGCCCUUCUCCCUGUUUGAGUAUUUUAUAUAGCCUGGUUUUUCUCUUUCUUCCUUGUACCCAUUUAUUUUAUCUAUUCUGAUAAAAAUGAAAUCUUUGUGCUGCUUAUGGCCUUUUGGACAUCUGUCUGGCAACUUGGCAGUGAAACAAAUUUGUAAAAAAGAUUCCAGUAAGAAAAGAUGAGUGGAAAAUAUGAGAACAUUGAAGAGAGGCUGGCAGCAAGCCCCUUUUAAGAUAAGUAGAUGUCUGGAUUUAAUAGUAAAAUUUAAAUUAAGCAGAUGUUUUCCAAAUUAAUAUGUCAAACUGUAUCUCUGUUUCUAUCAUGUAUUUCUCCACAUUUUCUUCCUGGAUCUUGUUAAAGAAACACUAUUUUGGAAACUUUAGAAACUCCUUGUCAGCAUUAAGGAAUGGAAUAGAAGAUUCAGUUAUUUCUCAGUUUUGACCCAACAAAUUGCUUUGUGUGACACAAACCAUAACCUCUACAAAAGGAUUGUGACUUUAACGACAAAGGUGUCCUAUGUAUCCCAUUUUAUUUUUGAGGGUGGGUGGAAAACGUACACUCAGCCCGAAAACAAUCAGCUCGCUUGAAAACUUGAAAUCAUGAUGUCGUUACGUAGUCUGCUUUACUACCAGCAUGGAGUUCUUUACUGUGAACCCUGUAAAUCUUAACACCUAAAAACCCUUUUCUUUUUAAAAUUAGUUAAUUUGUUCAAGCAAACAACCAACCUAAGUUGUCAAAGUUACCUUAAAUAAUGCUUCAUUUCUUUUUCUCUUCACAGAGGUCUUUUGAGCUUAUAGUAAUAUCAAGAGGUUAAAAAGGAAGGAAAAUCAUGAAUCGCCUCAAAAGUAGCAGAUUUUAAAGGCUUAAGUCUAAGUAGAAGUAGCUCUAUUUAUAGCCUGAUUCUGUAUUUCUAUUAGUAGGAUCUUUCAGAUGGUGAACAAAAUAUUUUUCUAGUCUUCUCUAGCCCUGUCCUGCAAGAGUUGGGAUUUCUUUUUUUUUUUUCACCCUUGCUUCUCCUGAUGGCACGGUCUCUGAAGCUGGUGCAGCAGGACCCAGUGCUGCUCACGACCCAAGCACUACUCUAGGCUGGGCCAUGCGAGGGGCCCGAGGCGUUCCUGCUGACACGCUGACCCUUUGGAAGUGCGGAAGGCACGAGAGAUCUCGGUUUACAGUGCUGCUUGUGGUACCACUGGCAGAAGUUUACAGCCGGACUAUAAAACAAGGAUUUUGUUCUGCUUUUUCUCCAGUUCCAAAUAUACCUUUGUCAUAGCUUAAUUGCAUGUCAAAUGUAACUUUGUAUUUUUAUGCAUACACCUCUGUUGCCUACUUGUCAUUUGUCUGCUGCCCGGUAUGAAACUGUAAUGCAUGUACUUUGAAGGCGGUGCUGUGUAAUGUAUGUGAAGUGGCACUGCCCAGUCCUUGACUAACGGUUAGUCUUUGUGAAGUGUUGCGGUAGCGGUGACGGCAAAAUGCAUCCGAUGGGUUGCACUGUC